Endocarpon pusillum Z07020 is the source of this 1761-nucleotide messenger RNA. RefSeq lists its product as uncharacterized. The transcript is spliced from 5 exons. The record is from RefSeq and is a predicted model, not a curated record. Bases 1 to 1761 code for a protein of 586 amino acids. NCBI's taxonomy places the organism in Eukaryota, Fungi, Ascomycota, Eurotiomycetes, Verrucariales, Verrucariaceae. Gene Ontology annotation, molecular function: transmembrane transporter activity. Gene Ontology annotation, biological process: transmembrane transport.
AUGGCUACUAGCGAUAACUACUCGGAGACCCGGGUUGGGAUGAGUAAGGACAAUACUCGCACGCGUGUCGAAGUAGGAGGUCCUAAAUGGCAGGGCUCAGCUUAUCCUGCUGACUACGACAAGCACGAAUUUCAAACUUGCGGAGACGAUAAGAAUGAUGAUGUCGAGCCUCGCAUGUCCUUUCGUAGAGCCAUGAGCUUAAUAGCCUUGGCGUUUCUCUGGACCGGCAGUCAGAUCCCGGCCUACAUUCUCGGUGCUGUCCCUCCCUACAUUUAUAGUGACAUCGGAGGGCUCGACCGCUAUGUCUGGUUUGUUCUAGCUUAUCUCCUUGCACUCGCUGCCGUAUGCCCUUUUGUGGGCUCCAUUUCCGAUCUGAUGGGUCGUCGGUAUGUGGCUUUGAUGGGGGGAGUCUUGCUGGUGGUUGCCAUGAUUAUCUGCAGCACGGCCCAAGUCAUGAAUACCUUCAUUGCAGGCAUGGCGAUCGCAGGCGUCGGUGCUGGAAUCUGUGAAUUGACUGCCCUUGCUGGCACAGCGGAGCUGGCGCCAACUCGGAAUCGUGGAAAAUAUGUUGCUGUGCUGAUGUUGACCAUUCUUCCAUUUAUUCCGUCAGUUCUUUGGGCGCAGCUGAUUGCGGCAAAGGCUGGGUGGAGAUAUUGUGGCGCUCUCUGUGGAGCAUGGGCUGCGGUCGGGCUAUUCGCAACACUAUUCUUCUACUUCCCACCUCCUCCGGUGCACCCCAGAGUGUCGACGAGGAAGCAGAUCUUAGCGGAAAUUGACUGGAUCGGUGGGUUGUUGAGCAUCGGUGGUUUGAUAUUAUUCAUGGCUGGUCUGCUGUGGGGCGGGUAUCAGUACGCCUGGUCGUCUGCACAUGUCCUUGUUCCCCUCUUGCUAGGGGCAGGCCUGCUCGGAGUCUUCUGCAUCUGGGAAGCCUAUGGCGCCAAGUACCCAAUGUUCCCUGCCCGCUUGAAGCGAGAGCCGCGAAUCCUUGCCCUGAUCCUCAUCAUCACAUUCAUCUCCGGGGCGAACUUCUUCAGCGCUUUGGUAUUCUGGCCAACGCAAGCCUUCAACGUCUACAACCACGAUCCCAUCGGCGUCGGCAUCCGCGGCCUCCCCCUCGGCAUUGGCAUCCUCGCCGGCGCUUGUGUUGUCCUCUGGCUUCUCAGCGCCUACGGCCACAACAAAGAACUCAUGAUUAUCUCCGCCGUCCUCAUGACAGCCGGCUGUGGCAGUCUCGCCGCAGCCACCCCCGACAACCUCGGCAAAUUAUGGGGACUCCUCAUCCUUGCCGGGUUAGGAAUCGGCGGCAUCGUGGUGCCCGCGACCAUCAUAUCCACGAUCAUCUGCCCUGACGACCUGAUCGCCACCAUCACGGCGCUGACGCUCUCGGUCCGUGUCAUCGGCGGCGCAAUCGGCUACGCCGUCUACUUCAACAUCUUCAUCUCGAAAUUCGUCUCCAAUGCCCAAUCCUAUAUCGGCGGCGUCAUGGCCACGCAGCUCAACAUCACGGAUGUCACCGCCAUCACCCACGCCAUCGAGCUUACUGCCGUAUCGCUCAUCGAAGGCAUUCGCGAGAUACCCGGGAUCGCUGGCAACGAGACGGCGUAUCAGAUGGUCAUCGACGCGGGCAAGUUGGCUUAUUCAAAGAGCUAUAGCUAUGUCUAUCUGGCUAGCAUCGCGUUCGGGGUGAUCAGUAUUGUUGCCGCGUGCUUUUUGGGUGACAUCGAUAAGUACAUGGAUGAUCAUGUCGCAGUGAAAAUGUGA